CCCGCAUUAACAGCCGCUCGCAGCUGUCCGCAGUAGUCUGGACUUGGACUACUACUGUGGACUGGUAAGUUUACGACUGACUGGAAAUGACGGGGAAUGACUGGGUCCUUCCUUUCCUAGGUAGUGACCUAGUACUUCGCUCUAAAACAAGGCAAGGCCGAGAGUUUGCCAUGUCAGAGUCGAGCAUGAUAAAAUGGAUAACCUCCCCGCUACAAUUGCCGUCGAGGACCCCGAAUCUUCUCUCAUGACUGGUAGCCCCAUAUCUCACAGCUACUUAAAGCCCGUCUUCUCCCCAUCCAAAUCCUCAGACCAAAAGUAUCUCUAUUCUCUAAGCAUUUGAUAUUCCCCAGAUUCCCCAUCUCAUUCCAGUGUCACUAUUCUCUUCUCUGUAUCAGCUAUCCAUCAUCCGAUCUUCGCCAACAUCAUGGACGAUAGCUUCACACCGACUGAGAGGGUCGGUGGCAGCCGCAGGUCAUCGACGUCAACAUCUAACGAGUAUGAUAUUGUCAUCGUCGGUGCCGGGCCUGUUGGCCUUCUCCUGUCAACAUGCUUGGCACGGUGGGGUUACAAGAUCAAGCACAUCGACAAUCGGCCUGAGCCAACCAAGACCGGCCGAGCAGAUGGCAUUCAGCCGCGGUCCUUGGAUCUUCUGCGCAAUAUGGGCUUGAAACCAGCAAUCAUGGCCCACGAGCCCGCUAAAGUCUACGAGGUUGCCUUUUGGGAUCCUACCAGCGCCGGAAAAGGCAUCCAAAGAACCGGGACUUGGGCUAGUUGUCCUAGCUUCAUCGACGCCAGGUAUCCAUUUACGACACUUCUUCACCAGGGACUGAUCGAGCGGGUUUUCAUUUCAGAUCUAGAGAAAAAUGGGGUGCAGAUUCAGAGACCGUGGACUAUCACAGGGUUUAGGUCAGAUGAAAAGAAGAACCCAGAGUACCCUGUCGAGGUCGACUUGGAGCACGUUGAUGGCAAGCAGAGGGAAACUGUCAAAGCAAAGUAUUUGUUCAGUGGCGAAGGUGCGAGGUCAUUUGUGCGGGAUCAACUGAAAAUUGGCAUCAAGCACAAAGAUCCAAUUGCACAUGUUUGGGGUGUGAUGGAUGGAGUGGUCAAGACCGACUUUCCUGAUAUCAAAAUGAAAUGUACCAUUCACUCGGAGCAUGGCUCAAUAAUGGUCAUUCCCAGAGAGGAUAAUAUGGUCCGUUUGUACAUUCAAAUCGCUUCUUCCACGGAUAAAGACUGGAACCCAAGGAAGUCCGCAACAGAAGAGGAGGUUCAGAAUUCAGCUAAGAAGAUCCUGGAACCGUACAGUAUCGAGUGGGAGCGAGUAGAGUGGUACUCGGUCUACCCAAUUGGCCAAGGCAUUGCAGACAAGUAUACCCUGGACCACAGAGUCUUCAUGGGUGGCGAUGCUUGUCACACACAUAGUCCCAAAGCUGGCCAAGGAAUGAAUACCGCUUUCCUCGAUGCCCUCAACCUGGCAUGGAAGAUUCAUCACGUUGAAGCCGGAUUUGCAGACCGGUCCCUGCUUCACUCAUAUGAAUCUGAGCGAAAGCUAAUUGCCGAAAACCUCUUGAAUUUUGAUGCGAAGUACGCUGCCCUGUUUUCCCAAAAAGCACCAGCAGCAAAGGAUGUCGCUGCAGCCACAGAAAAGUCUGGUGCUGGCGAGGAAGACGAGAAUCAAUUCAUCAAGACUUUCAAGGAAUCUUGCGAGUUCACGAGUGGCUAUGGUGUUGCCUACGAUCCAAACUCCCUCAACUGGUCUUCAUCACAUCCGGCCCAAUCUGAUCUCAUCAACCCCAAAGGGAACAAGAACCGCACUGGCCGAAUUCUUAUCAACUCAAAUGUCACGAGGGUAGUAGAUGCGAAUGUGGUUCAUCUGGAACAAGAAAUCCCGGUCAACGGGUCUUUCAGAGUUUAUGUCUUUGCUGGACAGGUAUCGAAAACCCAGCAAGCUCUCAAAGAUUUCGCCCAAAACCUAAGCAAGAAGAACUCUUUCUUCAGCUCCUAUCUGCGAAAAGAUAUCGAUUCUGUCUCGCAUCACGAACGUCACAACCCUCACAGCCACUUUUUCACAUUUUGCACUAUUUUUGCAAGCAAGCGGAGCAGUAUCGAAAUUUCUAGAGAUGUGCCCGACUUGCUGGCACGAUACAGAGACAAUGUCUAUGCAGACGACAUCUGGGACCAGAGAGUGCCUGAUGCAAAGGCUGCAGCGCAUGCUAAGAUGGGUCUGGACGAGGAGAAUGGUGGCGUCAUUGUUGUACGACCAGACGGUUAUGUUGGAAUCGUAACUGCUUUGGCUGAAGGAAGUGGAACUGUUGAUGCCCUAAACCAGUAUUUUGCUGCAUUUUGUUCGAAGACGGUUGGCGAACCCCGAGCGCAAUUAUAAUAGCUAUGACAUGAUGAUAUGAAUUGUACAAAUAGAUCAAAUUACUUCUUUGACUGUUGACUCAGGUUGUACACCAAAAAAUGAUUGAAUCAUACGCAAA
This is a messenger RNA of Cadophora gregata, 2483 nucleotides long. RefSeq lists its product as uncharacterized. NCBI's taxonomy places the organism in Eukaryota, Fungi, Ascomycota, Leotiomycetes, Helotiales, Ploettnerulaceae. The record is from RefSeq and is a predicted model, not a curated record. Gene Ontology annotation, molecular function: FAD binding. The transcript is spliced from 3 exons. Bases 425 to 2383 code for a protein of 652 amino acids.